Molecule: messenger RNA, 1322 nt
Organism: Microcebus murinus (gray mouse lemur)
Lineage: Eukaryota; Metazoa; Chordata; Mammalia; Primates; Cheirogaleidae
Source: RefSeq, a predicted model, not a curated record
AUGGCGUCCCCAGCCGGGCGUCCUCCGCCUGUGGCUCCACCAUCGUCAGGCGCCCCGGAACCCCCUGCGCCCCAGGACGGGCGCGAGGGGCGCGAGGGGCCGGCCACACCCCCUCCACACCGCAGCCCUGGCUGCAGCCACGCGUUGCUGUGCUUGCCCGCUUGCGUGUUCAUCGGGGCCAAGACCCAGACGGGAAAACCAUCGCACGGCGUGGCCGGGAGAAACAGCUCCGAGUGGGACUCCGCGCGCGACGCAGCCCGUCUGCACCCCCCAAACACGGCAGUCGCAGAGAGGGAAGGCCAGGAGCCCGGCGAGGAAGGUCCUCCGGGCCCCAUAUGCUUUGAGAAAAAAGAACAGAGCGUUUUGAUCAAAGCAACUGCGCUGAGAGCACGGAGCCCCCGGAAACAGAGAAAGCCCCGAGCCCCGGGUCCUGGCCGUCGCACGCGUCCUCCGAGCUUCUCCCGUCGCUGCUCCUCCAAGGACUUCUGCUCGCGGGUCGGCCGGACGUGGGCAAUCGGGUCCCCGAGAGGCACCCACGGAUCCCCUCCCCGGGCCCUCAUCGUGGGCACGGCACGGCUCCACGCAGGGGACUCUGGCCGCCGCCCGACAGCCGAGGGGCAGUUCCGCUUCCACGCGCGGGUCCCCGGGUCCCCUGAGGCGUCGCGACGUCUCCUCUGCUCGCCUGGGAGGCGGCGCUCGCUCCGCCGGAUCGGAGCUGGGACAGGCGCGGCCGGCCGGCUGUGCCCGCGCGGUCCUGGGGCUCCGGGGUCCCCGUGCUCUCGCGCCCCGAGCCCGUCUCGGACCCCUUUCGGGGAAGGCGGAAGGCCUUUUGUUCGUGCCUUGGUGGGCCCGGUGGGCUUGGCCCCUGCGCGUGCUCUUCCUGGUCUCUCUCCUCACGACGCCCUCACUCCUGUUUUCUUCCGUCGCCCCCCAAGGAAACGCCCUGGGUUUGGAGGAACUGCGCUAAGACAGACAGCCAACACACGGCACGGGGAUGAUUGAUUGCCUGCAUUAAAAACAUGACAUCAGAUUGCUACCGUAUGCUAUACGUAAAAAUCAAUAUAUAAGGUGAUGGAUUAAAGAUUUCAGUGUAAAAGGACAAAGUUUAAAGUAUUUAGGAGCAUUUAUGACCUCAGAGUAGGGAAGAAUUUCUUAAACAAGACACAAAAACUGCUGACCAUAAAAAAAAUUGAUAACUAUUAUGACAUCAUCCUUAAGAACUCUGUUUAUCAAAAUGAUGCCGUAGAGAGAGUAGAACGGUAAGCCACAAAGUAGAGAAGGCAUUUGCAACACUUAAAUAAAAAGGAUUAUGAUUCAAAAUA